Molecule: messenger RNA, 2707 nt
Organism: Callorhinchus milii (elephant shark)
Lineage: Eukaryota; Metazoa; Chordata; Chondrichthyes; Chimaeriformes; Callorhinchidae
Gene: gnpat
Product: glyceronephosphate O-acyltransferase
Exons: 16
Coding region: 175-2196 (673 amino acids)
Biological process (GO): ether lipid biosynthetic process
Cellular component (GO): mitochondrial membrane; peroxisomal membrane
Molecular function (GO): glycerone-phosphate O-acyltransferase activity
Source: RefSeq, a predicted model, not a curated record
CCAGCGGCGGUUGGCGGUGGGAGGCACGUGUCGGGCUGGGCCGGGCCGGGCGUCACCAUGGCGGCGCCGAGCGUUGUUCCGGGCCGAGGCGUGGCGGCGGCGGCGGCGCUGUGGCAGUGGCUGUCGCUUCCUCAUUCAGCGCCGUAGGCCGCGUGAUGGGUAGAGCGGGCUCUCAUGGCUGUAUCCGGGAUGGCGAGCUCCGCUGUGGAAUCACUGUAUCCGCAGAGAAAUCCUACACUGAGUAAAAGAGAUGGAUUUGAAGACAUGAUGGAGGAUCGUAGACGAUGUAGUGAUCUGAAGUACGCCAUGAGAUAUUACACUCCAGUGCUUUAUAAGUACCUUGUGCCACGUACUCCUAGUGUUAUCAAAAGUGUUGUUUUGAAAUCUGAUCAAGUGCAGCAUGUCAUCAAGCAGUUAUCAAAAGAGACUGGCGAAUCUCCAGAUAUCAUUGGUGAGGAAGCAGCUGAAAUUUUGGAGAAGAUGGGUCAUGGACUUCGAUUAAGUGUUGUCCGAUUCUUUGCAUUCACUCUGAGCAAAAUCUUUAAAGCCCUGUUCCAGAAAGUGCGUGUAAAUGAGGAGGGAAUUCAGAAGUUACAUCAGGCAAUUCGGGAAUACCCGGUUAUUCUACUUCCCAGCCAUCGCAGUUACAUAGAUUUUCUCAUGCUGUCGUAUAUUAUGUACACUUAUGACCUCUGCUUACCUGUUAUUGCUGCAGGAAUGGAUUUUAUGGGAAUGAAAAUUGUUGGUGAGAUGCUUCGAAUGUCUGGUGCUUUUUUCAUUCGACGUUCAUUUGGAGGGGACAAGUUGUAUUGGGCCAUUUUUUCUGAAUAUGUGAAAACCAUUCUGCGGAAUGGAGAUGCUCCCGUUGAAUUUUUUGUGGAGGGGACAAGAAGUCGUACAGGGAAAUCACUGACGCCAAAAUUAGGUUUACUGAAUAUUGCAAUCGAACCUUUUCUGAUGGGAGAAGUUUUUGACACGUACCUUGUUCCAAUCAGCAUAAGCUAUGAGCGAAUACUAGAGGAGUCCCUGUAUGCACAUGAGCUUUUAGGAGUGCCAAAGCCAAAGGAAUCAACUUCGGGUUUGUUGAAAGCAAGGAAGAUUCUCAGUGAUAACUUUGGGAGCAUACAUGUUUACUUUGGGCAGCCUAUAUCCGUGAGAACUCUGGCAACUGGAGCAGUUAGAAGGGCUCAGUACAACUUGGUUCCCAGGCAUAUUCCACAGAGACCUUCAGAAGAUGUGUAUAAAUUUCUCGAUGCUAUUGGCCAUAGAAUGGUGCUACUGCAGCAAAAAAACAUGGUCAUUAGUCCUUGGCCACUAAUGGCUACAGUGCUCAUGCAGAACCUUCCUGGUAUACCAUUGUUGGAUGUCAUCAGAAAGACACUGUGGCUCAAAGAAAUCGCAGAAGCAUUUGGUGCUUUUAUUGACUGGCCUGCAAAUGUACCAUCUGAUAAGGUGAUCCUCUCCAGUCUUGCCCUACAUCGUAACAUUGUGAAGACAGUCAAAAACCAGGUUCUACUUUGUCAAGAGGAGACACAGACCACUUUGGAAAAGGUUUUUAAGCACACAGUCUCUGUGCUGAUGUGUGCAUCUUACAGAAAUCAGAUACUACACCUUUUUCUGCGUCCAGCGUUGGUGGCGAUUGCAUUUCAAAUUACAUGCAGUUGCAAGAGAGGGGAUGUUUAUGGCUGCUUUAGCUUUUUACAAGAACUACUCUCCAAUGAGUUUAUUUUCUUAACAGGAAACGGUGUCAAGGACUUUGACGAAGGGUUGUACUUGUUAAUGAAAUGCAAUGCCAUUCAGGUGUCUCACACUGAUCUUUAUGUCUCUGAGAAAGGCAAAUCCACAUUGUCCUUUUUGUCAAGCAUGUUCUGGCCUUUUCUGGAUGGUUAUCGGGUUAUUUGUAAAUACUUGCUGUCCAAAGAAUUUAGUGAGGAUUUUACAGAGAAAAUGUUUAUUACAGAAAUCCGAACCUAUGCAGCAGAACUAAUUUUAGCAGGUGCCAUAAAGUACAAUGAAGUGCUUUCUGUGGAUAUGCAGAAAAAUGCUUUGGCUGCUUUUGUACGACUGGGAGCUAUACACAAAAUCAAAACAGCUGAUGGGAUCGUCUGUAAGGUGAACAGGAGUGUUGUUGAAAAAGUGGCAGAAAUGUUGGCUUCGAAGAUUCCAAUGAAAAACACUGUUAUGGCAAGGCUUUGAGUGUCAUCCCUCGAUGCUCAGCAAUAUCCGAAUGAGCUGACUUUGUAUUUCAUGGUCAAGGAUGGAAUUGGUUUACAACGAUCCAUAGAAUGUCUUCAACAGUAACCUGGGCAGUGGUUCAGAUGAAAACUGUUGGGAGAUGGAUUUGAAUAACCGAUUGAUUUUUUGGAAGUUAAACUGCUUGAAAAACUGUGCUUCCUACAGGAGCAAUGACUAAGCAAACUACUAUACUAUGGAUUCUUAAACAAACUUAUAAUUGCCUUCACCUAUAGUGUCUUUUUUAAAUUUAGAUAAGUUAUGCCCUUUGAGUUUUGUUGGAUAUGAACAUUGAUAUACCUAUAUCAAUACUAAAGUGGGAACAUAGCCCUCAUUUAAAUUGUAAGCGAGCUUACUGCUACACUUGUAAUUAAGUGUAAUAAAUCCAUUUGAGAAAGUUUACAGUUGUUCAAUUGAGUUCUGUAAUGAAUUGUGUAAUUUGGAAGUCAGUUAUGUUUACAGUUAAACUACUGUA